AUGCAACUCAACCCCAUAGCCCUCGCCCUCCUCUCCACCCUCACCCUCGCCCGCGCCGACCUGAGCUACUACUGCGAAAUGGCCAAGGACAAAUCCAACUUCAUCCAGAAAGCCUACUGCUGCGAUGACCUGGUCCCUGCCCGGUACGCGCAGGGCUCGCUCCAGGCGGAGAAUUGUACGCUUGCGGAUCCGAAGACGGUGGGGGAUAAGUGCCCGAAUGACGGGACGGUGCCGGUUUGCUGUUAUACGAUUGAGCAUAUCUUUAUUUGUACUUCAAAUGGGUAUAUCCAGGACCUGUAG
This is a messenger RNA of Aspergillus thermomutatus, 300 nucleotides long. RefSeq lists its product as uncharacterized. The transcript has 3 exons. The coding region runs from base 1 to 300 and encodes 99 amino acids. NCBI's taxonomy places the organism in Eukaryota, Fungi, Ascomycota, Eurotiomycetes, Eurotiales, Aspergillaceae. The record is from RefSeq and is a predicted model, not a curated record.